This is a messenger RNA of Anoplophora glabripennis (Asian longhorned beetle), 1764 nucleotides long. Its product is annotated as heat shock cognate 71 kDa protein-like. Gene Ontology annotation, molecular function: misfolded protein binding; ATP-dependent protein folding chaperone; ATP hydrolysis activity. Gene Ontology annotation, cellular component: plasma membrane; cytoplasm; nucleus. The coding region runs from base 16 to 1764 and encodes 582 amino acids. NCBI's taxonomy places the organism in Eukaryota, Metazoa, Arthropoda, Insecta, Coleoptera, Cerambycidae. Gene Ontology annotation, biological process: cellular response to unfolded protein; protein refolding; vesicle-mediated transport. The record is from RefSeq and is a predicted model, not a curated record. The transcript is spliced from 6 exons.
AAAGCACAAGUAGCCAUGAAUCCCACAAACACGGUAUACGACGCUAAGAGAUUAAUAGGUCGGCGGUUUGACGACCCCUUGGUGCAACAGGACAUAAAGCACUGGCCCUUCGAUGUGAUAAACGACAAGGGGAAGCCUAAGAUCCGCGUCAAGUACAAAAACGAAAUGAAGACGUUCUACCCUGAAGAGAUUUCCUCCAUGGUGCUGGCAAAGAUGAAGGAGACGGCGGAAACUUACCUGGGGAUGCUGAUUUCGAGGGCCGUCAUCACGGUGCCGGCAUAUUUCAACGAUUCACAAAGACAGGCGACCAAGGAUGCCGGUACCAUAGCGGGAUUGGACGUCCUGAGGAUCAUCAACGAACCAACAGCAGCAGCCAUCGCCUACGGCCUGGACAAGAAGAGCGAUGACGAUCGGUACGUGCUGAUUUUCGACAUGGGCGGUGGCACCUUCGACGUGUCGAUACUGCAGAUUUCUGGUGGGAUAUUCGAGGUUCAAUCCACAGCAGGUGACACUCAUUUGGGUGGAGAAGACAUUGACAACAGAAUGGUACAAUACUUUGCUGAUGAGUUUAAGAAGAAAUAUAAAGUGGACAUCAAGGAUAACAAGAGGGCUCUGAGACGACUGCAGACAGCUUGCGAGAGAGCCAAAAGGACCCUGUCGUCUACGAACCAAACUAGCAUAGAAAUAGAUUCCUUGGCGGAUGGGAAGGAUUUGUACUCUUCCACGACCAGAGCAAAAUUUGAAGAGCUGAACAAUGACAUUUUUAUGAGGACCCUGGAGCCGGUGGAGAAGGCCAUAAAGGACGCAAAAAUUAACAAAAGCAAAAUAGACGAAGUGGUGUUGGUGGGCGGAUCAACGAGGAUCCCGAAAGUCCAGAGCCUUCUGUCGGGCUUGUUCAACGGCAGAGAGCUUAAUAAAUCCAUAAAUCCAGAUGAGGCAGUGGCGUACGGUGCCGCAGUUCAAGCCGCGAUCCUGUCAGGAGACAAAUCGGACGUCGUGAAGGACCUUUUGCUGUUGGACGUGACGCCAUUGUCGCUAGGCAUUGAAACCGCUGGAGGAGUGAUGACAGUCAUUAUAAAGAGGAAUUCCACAAUUCCAAUCAAGCACACGCAAACCUUUUCCACCUUCUCCGAUAACCAACCCGGCGUUUUGAUCCAGGUGUUCGAAGGAGAAAGGUCCCUUACACGCGACAACAACCUCCUGGGCAAAUUCGAACUUUCAGGAUUCCCCCCAGCCCCUAGGGGCAUCCCCCAGAUAGAAGUAACCUUCGACCUGGACGCAAACGGCAUCCUCACCGUCAGCGCGACCGAGAGCGCCACCGGCAAGAAGAGCGACAUACGCAUCAACAACGACAAAGGCAGACUGUCGAAGGACCAGAUCCAAACGAUGAUAGAGGAUGCGGAAAAGUUCAAGGAACAGGACCUGGAGAUGAGAGCCGCGGUGGCAGCCAAGAACGACCUGGAGUCGUACCUGUACCAGAUCAAAAACCUGUUGAACGACCCCAUGGUUUCGUCUAGGAUCAGUGACUCGGACAAAUCCAAGAUAUUGAGAAUGUGUGGAGAGAUCACGGAUUGGAUGAACGGCAAAGAUAUCUACACGGAGAAGGAGUAUGCUUUGAAGAGGCAGCAGCUGGAGAAUCUGUGCAAGCCUGCGGUUUUAAAUAUUUAUGGGAGACGAGGGUCGAGUGGAAAUCAGAAUGACAGGAGGUUUCCCUCUCCCGGAAAUGGUCCAGCCUCCGGUCCAACUAUCGAAGAAGUCGACUGA